CCCACUUCCACUCUCCGCCGGUGCUGACUUCUCCUCCCUACUUAAUUCUUAACUAACCGUCUUCUUCCUCUGAUCCUUUCUCUUCUCUCUCUCUUCAAUCUAAAAGCUCAUUUUAUUCAAUCUAAUCUUUCUUUCCUCCCAAUACCUCACUCACAUUCUCACUUUCAACCACCCAUCACAAUGUCUUCUUCCCUCGAGCAGCUCAAGGCCUCCGGCACCGUUGUCGUCUGCGACUCCGGUGACUUCGCCACCAUUGGCAAGUACAAGCCCCAGGAUGCCACCACGAACCCCUCCCUCAUCCUGGCUGCCUCCAAGAAGCCCGAGUACGCCUCCCUGAUCGACAAGGCCGUCGAGCAGGGCAAGAAGGAGGGUAAGACCGUCGAUGAGCAGGUCGACGCCACCCUCGACAACCUCCUCGUCGAGUUCGGCAAGGAGAUCCUUAAGAUCAUCCCCGGCAAGGUCUCCACUGAGGUCGAUGCCCGUUUCUCUUUCGACAAGCAGGCCUCCAUUGACAAGGCUCUGCACCUCAUCAAGCUCUACGAGAAGCAGGGUAUCUCUAAGGACCGCAUCCUGAUCAAGAUCGCCUCCACCUGGGAGGGUAUCAAGGCCGCCGAGGAGCUCCAGUCCAAGCACGGCGUCAACACCAACCUGACCCUCAUGUUCUCCGAGGUCCAGGCCAUCGCUGCCGCUGAGGCCGGUGCCUACCUCAUCUCUCCCUUCGUCGGUCGUAUCCUCGACUGGUACAAGGCCGCCCACAAGCGCGACUACACCGCCCAGGAGGACCCCGGUGUCAAGUCCGUUCAGCAGAUCUUCAACUACUACAAGAAGUUCGGCUACAAGACCAUCGUCAUGGGUGCCUCUUUCCGUAACACCGGUGAGAUCACCGAGCUGGCUGGCUGCGACUACCUGACCAUCUCCCCCAACCUCCUUGAGGACCUCUACAACUCCAACGAGCCCGUCCCCAAGAAGCUCGACGCCGCCGAUGCCGGCAAGCUCGACCUCCCCAAGCGCUCUUACAUUAACGACGAGGCUCUGUUCCGCUUCGAAUUCAACGAGGAGGCCAUGGCCGUCGAGAAGCUCCGUGAGGGUAUCUCCAAGUUCGCCGCCGACGCCGUCACCCUCAAGGACAUCCUCAAGCAGAAGAUCCAGGCAUAAAUUGCUUUCUCUGCGUUUCCCUUUUCUAACCCAAAUUGAAUGUGUGUUCUGUGCGCGCAUAUCAAAACUUCUCUGUGAUGACCCAUAUAUUAUUCCCACUUGUGUAAAAAAAAUUUGAUGAUCAUGAAAAUUUGAUGAGUUCGAAACAGUUUUGGCUUUGGGCUGGUAGAUACGAAUUGAUGAUUGUUUAUUUUUCAUUGGUUUCCUUUGUUCGACUUCGAUAACUACUAUUGGGAUCUGUAGCCGUGCAGGGGUCCUUGGUGGGGUCACUGGAACUGUACGGGAGAUGUUGUUUACUUAGAUUCAAUAUGACAGCUGCAGCAUGCAU
Aspergillus homomorphus CBS 101889 is the source of this 1483-nucleotide messenger RNA. RefSeq names its product sedoheptulose-7-phosphate:D-glyceraldehyde-3-phosphate transaldolase TAL1. Bases 181 to 1155 code for a protein of 324 amino acids. Gene Ontology annotation, biological process: pentose-phosphate shunt; pentose-phosphate shunt, non-oxidative branch; carbohydrate metabolic process. Gene Ontology annotation, cellular component: cytoplasm; intracellular anatomical structure. Lineage: Eukaryota; Fungi; Ascomycota; Eurotiomycetes; Eurotiales; Aspergillaceae. Gene Ontology annotation, molecular function: transaldolase activity. The transcript has 4 exons. The record is from RefSeq and is a predicted model, not a curated record.